Hippocampus zosterae (dwarf seahorse) is the source of this 1937-nucleotide messenger RNA. It is a transcript of the gene rspo4, whose product is annotated as R-spondin 4. The transcript is spliced from 5 exons. Lineage: Eukaryota; Metazoa; Chordata; Actinopteri; Syngnathiformes; Syngnathidae. The coding region runs from base 359 to 1057 and encodes 232 amino acids. The record is from RefSeq and is a predicted model, not a curated record.
UAGAUGAAGUCGGAGGAGGUGGAGAAGGAGGAGGCAGAUCCCGCUGCAAAUAUGGAAGCACUUACAACCCUGUCAAGGGUUAAAAAAAAAAAAAAAGACUGGAGGAUAAAAAGAGGCAAAAGCCGUCAGAGUCGGUAAGUGGCGGCGUUUCUCUGAGAGCAUCCAGAAGGAGGGAGCUUCCAUCCAGCACCAGGUGCUCUCCAGCAAAGAACGGAUAAAGCGAUCGUCUCUUUUCCGUACCUGCUCCAUCACCUCCAUCAUCUUCGUCAUCGUGGAAGUACAUGGUCGACAAGUCUGGACUUUCCCCCGCGGAUGUCGGCAGCCCGGCUCUGAAUGCGACCGCCCGCCAGGAGCCCAAAUGCGUUUGCCACUUGUCGCCAUUGCGAUGUCUUUCCUUUGCGACGCCUUGAGGAGCGCGAGUCGGUCGGACGCUCAGCGAGAUUGGUCGGGGAGUUGCGUGAACUGCAAAGAGUGUUCCCGCGACAACGGCUGCGUCCGCUGCGCCCAGCGCCUCUUCCUGCUGCUGCUGCGGCACGGCAUGUCCCACCACGGCAGUUGCCUGACCACCUGCCCCAAAGGAUAUUUUGGACAGAGGGGACCCCGCCUCAACCGCUGCCUGAAGUGUCGCCCAGCGAACUGUGAGCACUGCUUCGGUCGGGAUUUUUGCACCCAGUGCAAAUCCGGUUUCCGGCUCUACAUGGGCCACUGCAUAAACGACUGUCCCGCGGGAACUGUCAUGAACAACAACGAAUGUCUUGAUGACUGCAUCCCAGUUCCGCUGACCGAAUGGAGCGCGUGGAGCGCCUGCCUCCGAAACGGCAGCCCCUGCGGCGUCAGGUUGGGACAACAGACCCGCACGCGGGACAUCGCCGCUUCUGACUUUACGCCAAGCCCCGACUGGACCACCUGCCCGUCUCGCAGCCAGACCAGGAGUUGCAGGAUGAACACCGUGUGCCCAACAGACAGCAGAAGGCUGAUGGCGCGAGGGAGAGGCCGCAAGCGUAAGUCCAAACCGCUUUGGAUGCUGGCCAACAGCAACGCUCGCAACAUCUUCUGAGUGCGCCUUUGACCGCGACCGCCCGUCCGCCACGAUUUACACGCAGGCAAAUACAAGGACACCCUUUUGUCAACUGAGCACACACCUAAAACAAGAAAUACAAGGAGAUCAAAAAAUCUCCCGGCAUGGCAGGGGGCGGAGCUACGUGGUGGCCAAUGGGACUGAUUCUCUGACCACCCCUUACAUCCAGGGGUUGAUGUUCAUGAAGGCCAUCGUGCGGCGUCACUGCCGCGCGUUCAACUGAAGCUCCUGGAUGCCGGGCCUCUCUCCACUCGCUCCAAUCCAGCACCCACCCAAACGUGUCUCCGUACGAUUGCAAAAUUAGUUUACGGGAGGGGGGGGAUUCCCGAAUCGACUCGCUGUGCGAUCGCCCUCAUGCACGCUCAGGCAGAAAUGUGUGGGGAUGCACACUCGCGGAAACGCUAAGGAUAAACACACUAUGUCAUAUGCAAAUGUUCUCAGCAAAUUUCUGCCUAGCAACACGUGCUUCAAGUUACCAGCCCAAAACUUUCAACUGCGCCGUCUUUCCAAAGCGACGCCGUCAAAGUCCUGUGCAAACGACUGGUUGAAUGCUGACGCGCACGUCGACAAGAAGAAAAGCUUUAAAAUGUCAACUUGCGCAAGGCGGGACGGGUCAGAGGUCAAAAUUCAAACUCCGUUUGGCAAGCGAGAUCUCAGCAACAGCGAGUAAGCGUUGAUCAACUUUAGCACAAAGUCUCGUAUGCAAAUGCCGACUGAGGAUGCAUGAGGACGUUUAUUAUAUUUGUGUGUGUGUGUGUUUGUUGGAUAUAUCUGUAAAACUGAAGACGAGAGUGCUAUGUUAUUUAAUAUUAUUAUAAAAUGCCUUUUGUACCUAAUAAAGACCAUUCCCUCAAUUAAA